Messenger RNA from Lycium ferocissimum, 692 nucleotides. RefSeq lists its product as uncharacterized. The record is from RefSeq and is a predicted model, not a curated record. Lineage: Eukaryota; Viridiplantae; Streptophyta; Magnoliopsida; Solanales; Solanaceae. Bases 190 to 498 code for a protein of 102 amino acids. The transcript is spliced from 2 exons.
ACGAUGGAUGAGUGAAAAAUAGUUGACACCACAUAUUAGACCUACAUAUUACUGUCCUUUAUUCCUCUUAUGGCUACCAAAUCUCAGUUACUUUUACAUAACAAAAAGGCAUUUUCCUACGGUAAAAAGGAAUCUAUAUACUUUAGACACUAUUUUUGAGUGAAAAAAAAAGAAGCUGAAUCUACGACUAUGGAGAUGAAGCUUGAAGAACAAUUAGUGGAUAUGGAGGAAGAGAAAGGUGAUGAGAAACCAAGAGAAUUGUUUCUUGCAGAGCUAAAUCUUGUUUUAAUUCUUUCGUUUUUUUCAUUAUCAUCUGAAGAACGAAAAUUAGAGGAAUUGGAGAUUGAUAAUGACAAAGAUUAUCAAGCACACAACUUUAUUUCUAAACUAAAGUCCAAAAAACGAGGAGGAAUUAAUAAAUACAGGGCUACUGAUCAACAUGAAUUUCCCAGGUUCCAGACCAAGAUUAAGGAUUGCAGACACUGCAGAAGGAUGUGAGGAAUAACUUUGGAGCAAAGCAAGCAGAAAGAAACUCCCACAAGAGAAUGUCAUUUCCAUUUAUGGUAGAGGAAAAUGGAUGAGACAGAGAGAACAGAAUCUUUUUUUUAGAGAAGAUAGAGAAAACGAGAGACAUGCAUUUGCAUGGCAAACAUCUUUAAAUUAAGUUUACAGAAGCAUUCUUAAUACUUUCA